AUGACUGCCAAAUUCGCCGACUCCCCGGGAAACAUCUACUAUCCAAAGAGCCCCUCGAUGCGUCGCCCAGGUCUAACAUUCCUUUAUCGACUUGAAUGCACCAUCGCCGCAGAAGAAAUCAACGUUGGGGCACCCCACGGCGCAGGCAUCAUUCGCAGCAUCGCAAACAUUACUGGAGGUACCUUCAAAGGGCCAGAAUUUGAAGGGACAAUCCUCCCAUUGGGAGGCGCAGACUGGGCAACAGUCAUUGAGGGAACACACUCCAUGACCCUCGACGCCAGAUACACUAUCAAAACGACAGAUGGUCACCACCUCUUUGUUCAGGCGCAUGGGCUCUACCGUCCUGGACCGGGAACAGAAUACGCGAAGCAGGUCGCGGAUGAUCCGGCGAUGAGGCCUCCGCCCACCGUUACUCAGGAUGAUGUUGAAUUUUUCUCCCAUCUGCGAAUCGAAGCGGGUGCAGGCAAAUACAACUGGUUGAAUGGGUUGGUUUGCGUUGGAGUGAUGAGUUGCGAGAACGAUAGGAUUAUUAUUGAUGCGUAUUAUUUGACGAACUUUGGGGGUGUGAGGCCGGAUGAUGUUGUUGUUAAGUAG
Molecule: messenger RNA, 594 nt
Organism: Aspergillus vadensis CBS 113365
Lineage: Eukaryota; Fungi; Ascomycota; Eurotiomycetes; Eurotiales; Aspergillaceae
Product: DUF3237 domain-containing protein
Exons: 2
Coding region: 1-594 (197 amino acids)
Source: RefSeq, a predicted model, not a curated record